Molecule: messenger RNA, 363 nt
Organism: Dacryopinax primogenitus
Lineage: Eukaryota; Fungi; Basidiomycota; Dacrymycetes; Dacrymycetales; Dacrymycetaceae
Exons: 2
Coding region: 1-363 (120 amino acids)
Source: RefSeq, a predicted model, not a curated record
AUGCUCAUCCUCACCAGCAGCGAACGUACUCCCCACGUCCACCGCACUCUCGACACCUCCAAGGUCGUCCUCUACCGCCUGAGCCCUCAUACCUCCUCUAACACUCCUCCUCCUCCCUACCUCAGCCGGUGCCCGUCGUUCUACAAACUGCCGAGUGACGCCCCUCCCCCUUACCCCUACUCCGAUGCCAAGCACCCCGCAUGCUUUGGCCAAGCCGAUGCCGAUGAGCUCGCACGCAAGCUCUCGCAGCUGACGAUGGUCGCACCCACACCCAUGCCUUCUACGUGCCCAACACGUCCUACUGUCGCACCGCGGCGACCCAAGCCCAGAAGCCUGCGCGUCUGCAACCCAGACCUCGCAUAA